AGAUACGUUUCCGAGCUAGCCUCGUGGGAAAGAAAUGUUCAACUUCGCGGGAUUUUGGUGCCAAAAAGCCAGUCCAACUCGCCCGAUUCAAAUGUGCUUCAAAGAUUCGAGGAGUUCUGCAUGAGCUUUGAAAAUCUACUCGAACGUUUCAGAAAGGGAAUUUACCAACCUUUGAAUGAUUUCUUCCGAAACGAAAAAGUACAGUCACACCUUAAAAGCGUUCCAAAAGAUCUGGAGAAAGUCUUAAAUCAUUGGAAUACUCUUCUCACUUCUGGCGUGAUAGACGAGAGGUUGUUUAGUCGAUUGAGCUCCGAAGGUCUUUAUCCAGUCGGCAUAAGAAAUAGAAUACACGACUUCGACCUUGUUCUACGUCUGAUUCCGGACUUGAUUGGGAAGGCCUACGAAGCCUUACGACUUGCUCGUCGCUGGAGAUUGAUCGGAAAAACUUCGGCGUGUUCGGUUGUUCAACGCGAUGAAACGUAUCUUGUUAUUUCUAGAGAGCAAACAGGAAGUUCGCGCAAAAAGCGACGCAGCUCGAAAUGUAGGAGGAGAGUUAAUAUCUUAGCCGAAGAACUAGCAGAAUCUAAGGCUCAGUGUUCGUCUUUAGAAGAAGAACUUCACAAGUCGAACGCAAAAUGCGAAGUCAUAGAAAAAGAGGUGACUUUGUACAGACAACAAUGUAAUCAGCUGGAAAAUGAACUGGAAUCUGUUAAGAAACGGUGCGAAUCUCUGAAAGAAAUGUUAGAAAACGCAAAGAAAGAAAGCAGAAAUGUUUCCAGUGAGUUUGAAGGCUCCCAAGAGUACUGUCGCGUUUUACAACAAGAGUUAAACGGCGCUAGGCUCAAGUACUGCACACAGAAAGUGAAAUUUAUAAACACAAAGAAACGCUUUCACCAUGUAACAAACCAGCUCAACAACACCCGUGAGCAGUUUCAACAACUUGAAGGCGAACUCGAAGCAAGAAAGAAACACUGCCAAGCUCUAGAGGUAAAACUUGAGAAUUCCAAGAAGAAUAUCUUUACACAGGGAAAUAUGCUCGAUGUGUUACAGAACCAAUGUUACAAAUUAAAAAAGGAACUGGAUGGUGCAAAGUCUGAACACUUGCAGAUGACGUGUGAUUUAGAGAAGUCUCAAGAGAGAUAUUCCACGCUUGAGAAGGAAGUGGUCUCGGUAAAAGAACAGUUUCAAAACAUACAAAUAGAGCUAAGAAGAUCAAAGGCGCGGGAGGAACUGUUGGUACGGCAAAACUCGAUGCUGCGGAAAUUGUUUCAAGGUAAGUUGAGCCUAAAACUGCUUUUUCUUGGCUUACUGAGGUCGUGCCUGGGCUCGGUAAAAGGUAGUAAGGUUAUUCCGCCUUUCAAGUCCCACUCUCAAGCCGAUUUCUUGUAGUUGAAGCGCAAAUGACAGAGAGCUUUAGAUUCUAGGCAGCGUCAUUUUGGCGAGAAAACGUGGUAGCCGUCGUCAUUCUACUACGAGUUUUAACGAGAGUGUCGUAGUAGCGGGAACAAGUUAUCAAAUGUUAGAAGUUUUAGCAUUUUGCAAUCGGUAGAGGGCUCAAGCUCCUUCAAUAACGAUAACAGUUCUAACUUUUCUGGUGAAAACAAGUGCAAUGAAGAAUUCCGGGGUGUCUAUUUUUUGACAAUACGCGAAAAAAAUUUAAAUCAAAUCUCGUACUCGUAGUGGUUCUCGUCCUCGAAUCUAAAGCAGGGGCGAAUCCAGGAUUUUUUUUAGGAGGGGUGCACUCUUCUCUUGCUCUACUUCAACACCAAUAAACCACAUAGUUUUUUUUUUUUUUGCAGAAUACCAGUUGUAUUAGAAAACCGCAGGUCAUCUCCUGCACCCUCCCCCUAGAUCCGCCCCGUAAAGGUCUCUAAUGUAUAAAUUGUUCUUUAUUUCUACUGUCCAUCUAGCCUGCUCCAAAAACGGGAACUAAGUCCGUCUGCGAAACAGCGCCGAAAUCCUUGUUCUGGGCCUCCACCAGUGUACCAUGAUUCGAAUACGCGCCAUGAUUGGCCUGUUAAAAAACCCAUUGUCGAUUUGCUAAUCAGGUUGAAGGGAAAUUCGAAACGCAUUUCCAGUAAUUCGUCGGAACAAGGUUAUCGGCGCUGCUUCAAAUAUGUUACUAACAGAGGUUAGAUGACCUCUACGGCGCAGGCUACUGCCCAUCUGGCCUGGGUUGUUCAAAAGAUGGAUAGCGCUAUCCACCGAAUGAAUCACUAUACAGUGGAUAAGUAUUAGGAGAACCAAUUGCCCUAUCCACUAGAUAGGGAUUUAUCCGCUGGAUACGCUAUCCAACUUUUGAACAACUGUGGCCAGGUCUAUAAGUUAAGCACAGAACAUGAAGUCGAAUCUGCGGUUCGAGAUCGCGUUUCCUUUCCUCCCCCACCCCACUCCCCAUCUUCUUGUUACUUUUUGCUCCCGCCCAAACGGGGUCGGCUUGGUUACUCGACGCUGGAUCGUGGAAAAUACACCAAAAGAACCAAUAGGAGAUUUUUAGCCCGAAAUAUGUUCAUAUAACAUGAAUUUCUUGUCUUUUUAGAAAAAGGAGUAGAGGAACCAGGUUUACUGAAGGUGAAUCUUCACACCCCUGACACAGGUACGGUGCCUCUUAGUUUUUCUGUUUUUCGACAGCCUACUACUGUC
This is a messenger RNA of Porites evermanni, 2643 nucleotides long. Lineage: Eukaryota; Metazoa; Cnidaria; Anthozoa; Scleractinia; Poritidae. The record is from the annotation of a GenBank genome assembly.